This is a messenger RNA of Peronospora matthiolae, 390 nucleotides long. The record is from the annotation of a GenBank genome assembly. NCBI's taxonomy places the organism in Eukaryota, Oomycota, Peronosporomycetes, Peronosporales, Peronosporaceae.
AUGCGUGCUGCCGCGGAAAGUGCCUCUCACACCUCAGCAGCAGGCGAUUCGUCGCCUGUUGUCGUGAAUCCUCCACGUGGUGAGUCACCACGUUCGACAGGUACAUCUGUUGCGUCUGCAGCAAGUACCUCGAGUUGUUAUCAAGACGAGUCUGCAAUAGAGAUCAUCUAUGCUGGCGAGUUGGAUGAUGCAUCCGACUCGAAUGUGACUCCUCACGCCUCCGGAUCACCCGGGGCGGACACUGCAAGAGCCAGAUUGACUGGCUCUGGUCAACGCGGCAGUUUCAUGACCGAGGUCUUCGGAUCGAGUGAUUAUUCCGGUGAAUCUCCGCUUCACGCAAGUCCAUUUAACGAUAGGAUGCGUGGGGAUGGUGGUGAUGCGCCAAUGUAA